Molecule: messenger RNA, 1515 nt
Organism: Bactrocera latifrons
Lineage: Eukaryota; Metazoa; Arthropoda; Insecta; Diptera; Tephritidae
Exons: 2
Coding region: 572-1075 (167 amino acids)
Source: RefSeq, a predicted model, not a curated record
ACUAAACAACAUAUAAUUAUUUCUUCCUUGUUAUUGUAAUACAAUAACAUCGUCAUCUUAAUUCAGUGAGUAGUUUUAAUCUUUUUUGUUUUUUUUUUCGUUUUUGAUACUCUUGUUACACUGUUAAAUUUUUUGUUUUUGUUGUUGUUGAUAACAGCAUUUCGUUUACUAAACUGUGUUAUAAUGUCGUGUUCAGUCAUUUGUUAAACCACGUGCGUUGUUCAAUUAAUUCUUCAAAAUCGUGAAAAUGGAAAGUGAUGAUAUACUUGUUUAUAAUAUAAUUCCGGGUUUGAGGAAAACCAGCAAAUUAUUACAUAUUCCAACAAAGGGACAAAUUUAUAAAUUUAAAUAUUCUCAAAAUAAUACAAAAUAUUAUAAUUGUUAUCAAAGUGGAUGUCCCGUCAAUAUUGCUGUGGAUUUGAACAAUGCAAUACAUUGCCGUAAAAAAAAAAAAUAAAAACUUAGUGCACAACCAUGAGGCCCAAUAUGAAUUUAUAAAGAAAUUAAAAUAAGAAUUGAUGAGAAUUGCAAAAAGGCUAAAGAGUCUGCUCAUUUGGUUGAAUUUGGGAAAAUGCGAAGGCAAUUAAUAAACAUAAAAUCUGAAGCCUUCCCAAAAGCACCUCAAAAUUUCCAUGACAUAAUUUCAAUUUUUGAAAACCCAGAAAUUAGCAAGAAUUAUACAAAUUCAAAUUAUGUCAAUGAUUUGCCAUUCUAUCGUGGUACGGUGAUUAAAGAGGAUUUCGGUUACUCAAUUUUUGUGUCCCCUACAAUGUGUAACUCAAUAAUGGAUAUGCCUACUAGCGAACCACGUCAUUAUUCAAUAGAUGGGACUUUUGGUGUAGUACCGAUAAGUAGUUCCAAUAGCUUUGAACAGCUGCUAAUAUUUCAUAUUGCUCAUAAUGAACAUACAUUUCCUUUUAUCUACAUUUUAAUGUCAAACAAGUCUUUGAAUGCAUAUAUCCAUGUACUACAAUACAUCCAAAGUAAUAUUUUUGACAUGAAGCCCACAACAUUCACCAAGGAUUUUGAGUAUGGCAUAAGAAAAGCAUUGUCACAGAUUUAUCCACAAACAUAAUUAAAGACAUGUUGGUUUCAUUUUACACAAGCAGUUCGAAGGAAUGCUUCAAAACUUCCAAAGUUCAUGUCGAAGUUAAAUAUUGUUUCGCAAAUUUCUAAUAUUACUGCUGUUAAAACCGAACGAUAUAUUAAUUGGAUAUCUAAUCUGAAAAAUAAGGCUUUGAGUUAUAAUUUAAAUAUCAUUUUUGGACAAUUCAUAGCAUAUUUCGAGAGACAGUGGAUUAAAAAGGAAUAUUUCAUAAAAUAUUUAACACUCCCGUUUUAAGAAAUAACAUAUGUAUGUACAUAUAUGACUUCUUUCUUUUUAGGAAGGCGCAACCAAAUUCUCCGUUUAUAACGAAUCCAUUAAAACUUAAAAACGAAACCAUUAAAAGCUUAAUAGAAUCGUUCCAUGCGCAAUUGGGUAAAUACCUUUCGAAAAACGGAAGUUUUUAUAAA